Molecule: messenger RNA, 1179 nt
Organism: Psilocybe cubensis
Lineage: Eukaryota; Fungi; Basidiomycota; Agaricomycetes; Agaricales; Agrocybaceae
Exons: 7
Coding region: 1-1179 (392 amino acids)
Molecular function (GO): nucleotide binding
Source: RefSeq, a predicted model, not a curated record
AUGGCGUCUGCUAUAGGCAUGGUAAAGCGUGUAUACGCGGCCUUUUCUCCUUCUCCUGUGCCCAAAUCCACGUCUCCGAAACCACUCAAGUUCGGGAUAUUAGGCGCUGCGAGGAUCGCGCCUAAUGCACUCAUUAUUCCAGCCAAGACGCACCCUGAGGUUGUGGUGUACGCUGUAGCUGCUCGGAGUCUAGCAAAGGCGCAGGCAUUUGCCAAGAAACACGGCAUUGAGAAAGCGUACGAGGGGUAUCAAGCGCUGUUGGACGACCCAGAAGUAGAUGUUGUGUAUAACCCACUCCCGAACAUGCUCCAUUUCGAAUGGACGAUGAAAGCGCUCGCUGCGGGAAAGCACGUACUCAACGAGAAACCCUCCGCCGAUACCGCAGACGAGACUAGAGAAAUGUUCGAAUUUGCAGAAAAGAAAGGAUUAAUCCUCCUUGACGCGUAUCACUAUCGAUUUCACCCUGCGCUCCAUAGAUUCAAAGAGAUUGUGCAGAGUGGGGAGAUUGGGAAGGUGAAACAUGUAGAUGUAGACAUGAUUUUGCCUCAAUCUAUGUUCUCAGAGGGCGAUAUCAGAUACGAUUAUUCUUUGGGCGGUGGUGCACUAAUGGAUCUCGGAUGUUACGCCGUGAACUGCAUUCGAUAUACAGCGUCGUCGGAACCGACAUCCGUCAUAGCGACAACACACAUUCCGUUCCAGCCGAGCACCCCAUCCGCCGACUACGUCAAGAACGUCGACAGGCGCAUGGAAGCGACGCUCGCGCUGCCCAACGACGCGACGGCGACACUGCGCUGCGACCUGAGCGCGCCGCACAAGCUCGGCUUCAUCCCCGACGCGUUCCCGCUCAAACUCGGCGCGCGCGUGGAAGGCGAGCUGGGGAGCGUCGAGAUGUUCAAUUUUGUGAUGCCGACGCUGUAUCAUAGUAUCACGGUGAAGAUAAAAGGGGGAAGGAAACGUGUAGAGAAGGUGUACAAGCCCAAGGAGGGCGACAAGGGGCGUGAUUGGUGGUUGACGUAUCGGUUCCAGCUUGAGGCGAUGGUGGAUAGAGUUCGGGGCCGGAAACCCGAUGGUUGGGUGGAUAAGGAAGACUCUAUUGCGACGAUGCAUUGGAUUGAACAAAUAUACGAGAAGAGUGGAUUAGGCAGUCGGCCAAGGUCAAGUUACACUCUGCCGAAUUAG